Messenger RNA from Cucurbitaria berberidis CBS 394.84, 1499 nucleotides. Its product is annotated as glycoside hydrolase family 43 protein. Bases 432 to 1460 code for a protein of 342 amino acids. Lineage: Eukaryota; Fungi; Ascomycota; Dothideomycetes; Pleosporales; Cucurbitariaceae. The record is from RefSeq and is a predicted model, not a curated record. The transcript has a single exon.
AAAGAUACAUGUCACGCCCGUCACGGGCUCGAACUUCUUCAAGCUCACCCGUGUAGUCACGAAUUUGCCCGAAAUGCCGGUCGUCAAGACCAAGUACCGGCGAUCCCUGUCGCGCCGGAGAAAUAGUCUCCACCUUAUGUGCAACGUCAAUCUAACCCCACAAUCACACCCUCUAUAACCAGGAUUACGACGACCUUGAGGCUGUUUCUCCGCAUUUGCACCUUUCGGCCCGGUUGGAGAACUGGAAAUAUAUACCGAGGUUACGAGAUUUUGCGCCUAUGGACAGAUUGGUGUCACGACGUUGUAGUCACGAUACCGGGCCUCGGGAGAAUAGGGUACCUAAAAGUAGGAGAGCGUGUACCCUAUAAGACACCUUAGUAACAUCGCUUUCAUAUCUGUGAACUUCCCUAGGGGUUUAAACGACUGCAACCAUGCGAUUCCUCACUCUCCUUGCUCUCAUCCCCGCCGCCCUCACUCUCCCUACGCAAUCCCUAGACUUCGCAGACUAUGCGUUGACCCCACGUGCUGACCCCUCCCUCACCGGUUACCUGGGCGUCUUCUUCCUCGGCGACAAACCCUCCGUCUACUUUUACCUCUCCAACGGCAACAAUGCAAACUCGCUAACAGCCCUCAACAAAGGGCAACCUGUCAUCAAUCCUACCAAAGGCACCCGAGGUGUGCGCGACCCGAGCAUUAUUGAGGGAGGAGGAGCGGAGAAGGGGAAGAAAUGGUACAUCAUCGGCACGGACCUCGACAUCGCGAAGACAACAUGGGAUGCUUCCCAGCGCACGGGAAGUAGAGGAAUAUUUGUAUGGGAGUCGACCGAUCUCAUAACGUGGAACAAGGAGCGCCUAGUAACGGUCGAGGAUGCGACUGCGGGCAUGGUAUGGGCACCCUCAUCCAUCUACGACACAGCAAAGGGCGAAUACCUCGUCUACUGGGCGAGUAAGUUCUACCCUACUUCCGAUCCCAAUCACACCGGCACACCAUCUUCCAUUCGUAUCCGCUACGCCUACACCAAGGACUUUCAAAGUUUCUCCCCGCCAAAAGAUUACAUCAACAAAUCACCCACGAACAUCAUCGAUCUCGAAUUCCUCAGCCUAGGCAACAACGCGUAUGCACGCUUCAUGAAAGACGAGACGGCCAAGAACGUUUUCACCGAGAUCUCCACGACCGGACUCUUCGGCACGUGGAGUCGGCCCGGCGGCGCUAACGCGGUUAUUUCGACUGGUGUCGAAGGGCCGGCUGUGUACUGGGACAACCAGGUCGCGGGCAAGGCGCAUCUGUUGCUUGACUUUUAUGGGAGUGAUGGGUAUAGGCCAUAUGAGAGCACGGAUGUGAAGAGUGGGAAGUGGACUGCUAGUGAUCGGAGUGCUUGGCCGAAGAAUCUUAGGCAUGGGAGUGUGUUGCCUGUUACAGCGGGGCAGGUGGAUGCGUUGAAGAAGAAGUGGGGCUCGUGAGGGAUGGGGUGUGUAGUAGAUUAGUGUAGUAAAGAGGCA